UAGAGGAUAAAGUGGAUGCUUGUGGUUCCACUAAAGAAGGAGGAGGUUCUAGAUUUUGUGAAGAACUUAUUCUCUGCAUAUUCUCUACCAAAGGUACUUGUCGAUUAUCUUGAUGUUGACGCAAAUUACCAAUUAAUGGAACAAUUGCAUUUUGAUUUUGAAAUAACUUAAAAGGAAGAACAGACCGACGAACUAAACUUGAAGUUAGCAAGAUGCCAUAAGGAGAAUUCAUGUCAUAAAAAUCAAUGAUCAAGUAGAGGCUCCAUUCUGCGAAGAAACUUGAUUGCGAAUAGAAACAAAAACAAACAAACCAAAAAAUAAAAUAUCCAAUGUAUAAUAAAUUAGCAAUAAGCAUCAAAAUUAAUGCAAACAACAUUUUUACUUCUACAGCUAAAACUUUGUCCUUCAAGUUUAAUUGUCUAACACGUGCAAAACACAAUGGAUAACCAAUUAAACAACAUAAAAGUAAAAGAAGCACAAAAAAUUUGGUUAUUCCAUAGUAAAUGUUCUUCAAAAAUGUAUUAUUCAAUACAAUAUUUGUUCUAAAACAAACUGGCAUUUGCAAAAUUGGAAUUACAAUUGAAACAGAAAUUAAAAAUAUUGGCCAAUGAAUGAAACGAAAAAAUUGUUUAGUAUAUUCGUGACGGAAUACUUGAGUUGAUAUUGGGCAAAUGAUAAAGCCCAUACUGAAAUGUAGAGUAAUUGUGCGGGUUUGUUUGGGGUAUCUGGAGGAAGGAAAAAUGGAAGUACCUGAAAAAGGGGUUGAAUUAUUAAAAAUUAAAAUUUUUUGGUACGUGUGGGCUUUUCCAAACCAGAUUUUCAGACGUCUAAAGGUAUCAUAAUGGUCAGAUAAAAGGCUCAUAAUGGUCAGCUAUCACUUCCUCGAAUACAUUGAAUAGAGAAUGGGAGAUAUUCGAUGCUCUGACCAUUAUGAGACCAGUAUGAUUAGUUUGGAUGGAUAACUUGCAAGCAAGG
Messenger RNA from Meloidogyne enterolobii, 975 nucleotides. The record is from the annotation of a GenBank genome assembly. Lineage: Eukaryota; Metazoa; Nematoda; Chromadorea; Rhabditida; Meloidogynidae.